This is a messenger RNA of Asterias rubens (European starfish), 5802 nucleotides long. RefSeq names its product histone-lysine N-methyltransferase MECOM-like. The transcript has 5 exons. Gene Ontology annotation, cellular component: nucleus. The coding region runs from base 1 to 3384 and encodes 1127 amino acids. The record is from RefSeq and is a predicted model, not a curated record. Lineage: Eukaryota; Metazoa; Echinodermata; Asteroidea; Forcipulatida; Asteriidae.
AUGAGGGUUUGGGAGAGGAUAAGCGACCAUCGUCUGGUGAUUGUUGACGAGGUCGGCAAGGUCAGAUGUUGGAUUGACGCCAGUGAGCCAGGUACAGGGAACUGGAUGAAGUACGUCCGAAGCGCUCCAACGUUUGAGGAGCAGAACAUGGUGGCCGUUCAGAUUGAAAACAAGGUGUACUACAAAGUUAUCCACCCCAUCCCACCUGGUGAAGAGUUGCUGGUCCUGAAAGAAGCUGCUUUUCCUGAUCAAGAAGGGAUUCCAAUCCAACUCAUAGAGGAGAAACGAUUCCAGUGCGGGGAUUGCGAUGAAUUGUUCCGCUCUAAGGUGGCUCUGAGGCGACAUCAGAAAUACGCUUGCAAGAAUUCCAAUGCAAUCUUCACAACACUCAACCAACAAUUCCAACAAGUGCAUGGCGUCAAAUGUGAACCAGAAGACUCUGGAGACGACACAAAAGAGGAAACUGACGAGAAAUCUGGGCCGCACCACGAGGAGGAACAAGAGAGUGGGGAAUACCGAGCAAACCGAGAUUUUCACUGUGAGGAAUGCCCUAAGACCUUCCACUGGAAGUCCAACCUCCAGAGGCAUCAGCAAGAGCAUGACAGCAACCUACAGUUCCCCUGCGAGCACUGCGACAAGGUGUUCUCCGACCCCAGCAACCUGCAGCGGCACAUUCGUACUCAGCACGUCGGGGCCCGCUGCCACGCCUGCCCCGAGUGCGGCAAGACGUUCGCCACCUCCAGCGGGCUGAAGCAGCACACUCACAUUCACAGCAGCAUCAAGCCGUUCAUUUGCGAGGUCUGCCUCAAGUCUUACACGCAGUUCUCCAAUCUGUGUCGACACAAGCGGAUGCACGCCGACUGCCGCACACAGCUCAAAUGCAAUAACUGCAGCCAGAUGUUUGCCACCGUCACCUCUCUAAACAAGCACCGCCGCUUCUGCCAUGGCAACCAGCUCCUCAAUAACCAAAUCCCUGUGAGCCAGUCCACCAGUGUGCCGUCUGUUGUGCGCAACGGCGGAGGUGCUGUGAUGACCCCAAACCCCGCGCUGAUGGGCGUUGGAAUGCUCGGACCCAACGGGCCCCUGCAUCCUGGGAAUUUGGCUCAUCUCUGGAAUCCUAAUUUACACCUGACCCAGCAGGCACUCCUGAAUAAUCUCUUAGGGUACCCCGGCGCUGAUAAAGUUCCCGUUCCUGGUCACCCUUACUUCAUGGGUUACCCACCGCUGCCAACACAGUCCCAUCUUGUACCAAACAGCUUCAACAAACACAACCCCACCACAAGAACGGGCAGUGGCGGAACGAGCCCCAACGGUUCAGCAGUUUCAACCGAUGAUUGGCUGAAGCAUUACACUUCGAGUGUCAGCCCAGACAAACAUGGCCAUGCCAAAUACCCCGGCAGACAUGUGAUCAAGAUGAAACGAGAUCCCAACGAGAGAGCAGAUAGCGAGAUCAGUGACGGUAGCGACGUGUCCAAUGUUAGCACUCCGACAGGCAGUGACCUGGACUCGACCUCUGGCAGUGACCUCGACUCGGACAGCGAAGAGAACACAGAAAACAAGGCCCAUCGGAAAAUCGCCCACCGGCACAGCAACGGCAGAAACGUUCAGAUGAACCACCACCAGACUCAUCAGAGGAACGAGAGAAGACCAGAGAACCGAAUCGCACCCAGCGAACCAAUGAAAGCCAUAGCCUCGAUCGCCGAGAAGUAUUUCGGUGGUGCCCAUCCUGAGAAUGGUCUGCUGACAUCUGAGGUCAGAAGUAAUGGCCAUAAUACCGAAGAGAGGAUUCAUCGUGAGAGUAGCUUCCGAUGUUCAGAGAGUGAGGGUGUCAUACUGCAAGAGUCACCCUUCGAUCUGUCCAAAAGGAGAUCAGGAACUACCAAGCUGCCGUCGCGCACAACAGGGGAGGAGCUGCCGUUAGAUCUGAGCAUGCCACGACGUAAACGGUUGACGCCCAUCUCAGAUGAGCCAAUCAAGAAGUCUCACAGCCCACCUAAUCACCAUAGCAACCCACGCGAUAAGAUGGCGGAGCCCACCAAGGUAGCGUCCAACCUCUAUGCAAAACCGAUCCCUCUUGUCAUGCCGGAUCCGAUAUACAGGGUGAACGGAGACAUCAUCCCAAACAAGUUCAUGCGCAUGGAUUACAACCACCUCUUUCCCAAUACCGCCUUUCAAAACUUCAGGAAAUUCGAACAUUACCACAUGGAGAAAGGGUUGGCCAAGACCGGCAUUAGUCCACCCCACCGUAACUACCCCAGCAAUGUGUUGUAUCCCAACGGGGGAGAGAAGAUGCUCAUGAGAAGCAAAGAUCGCUACACCUGCAAAUAUUGCGGGAAACUGUUUCCCCGCUCUGCGAAUCUCACCCGCCAUCUGCGCACCCACACCGGAGAGCAGCCAUACUCCUGCAAAUACUGCGAUCGUUCUUUCAGCAUCUCCUCCAACCUCCAGCGCCACGUUCGCAACAUCCACAACAAGGAGAAGCCAUUUAAAUGCCCGCUGUGCGAGCGCUGUUUCGGUCAGCAGACAAACCUCGAUCGACACCUGAAGAAGCACGAGAACGAGCGAGCUGAGGAGAUCGCCCUAUCGGCUGCCGCCGAACAUGACGUCAUCGUAGCGGCUCGUCUGAUGGCCAAGACAAAGGCUCUCAAGGAACCCAAUGACUUAAAUGAAAAAGACGAGUCUUACUUUGAUGAGAUUAAGAACUUCAUCGAUGACGCUAAAGAGAAAGAGGCAUUGAGGCGAAAAUUGAUUGCGAUGGAAGCCACAGCAGCCAUUGCUUCCAAACAGGUCCAGAGCCCUUCUGUCUGCAGCUCAUCAACUGAGAUGAAAGAAGACGAGUCAAAGCCAGAAAAGAUGGAGUAUGACAAAGAGAUGCUGGAAGAAGGAGAAAGUGAUGUGGACAGAGAGAUGGAAGACAUCGACAAGGAGGAAGACAUCCCUGAGACGGAAGAGCUCAGAAAUGGAUCCGAGGAGAACCAAGAGGUUGUCGAGCCACUCGUCGUCAGAGAGAAGAAAAUCUGCCAAAACGAGGACAUGUAUGACAGCAUGAAUGAAAGCGAAGAACUCAGCGACGGGGAAGAAGGUGAUAAGACCCCAAGUGUUACCUCGGAGGAGGACCCCACAAUGGAUGAAGGCACGCCGGAGGAUACGCCGAUCAACUUCGGCCUGGCCAAGACCACAGCAACAUUCCCACACGACGAGGAAGACCUUCAGGACGUCGACAUCCUGAGAGAAGGAAGAACCAACCUCAGCCGCCAUUCCAAGCUUCAAGCUUACUCCCUGAUGAUGGCACUCUCAGAUGACGAGACCCGUCGAGGAGACGGCGUGCGGAGGUCGUUGCAUGCUGCUCAUCACGCUCCAGUGCACACUGCCACACCGGUUUGAUCCAGUCACACCACUGCCGUGACUGGUCGAUCCAGACGCGACUGGUUUGAUCAAGUCGUUGCUGGUUCCCUCAAGAAUUUGUUUUCAGACCAGUCACUUCAGGCAUUUUGAUGUUCUGCAGUUUCAACAUGCUCAAGCAAGUACCUAAGUUCCCUCUAAUGUAUUUUUAUAUUUUUAUUUGAAGUUUGGUAUUCUCUAUGAAACCUGCUUAGCAUUUUGGUAAGCAUAAUUUAAGAAAAAAUGGGCCCAAUCUCUUAAAGCCGUCAAGCAGAAAAUACUGCUUAGCAAAUUUUUUGCUGAUCAGAAAAAUGAGCGGGGCACCAGUCUUAACAAUGUAAAUUUGAUGGGAUUUUAGCUGGGAACCUGUUUCUGCUAAGCAAGGUCUGUCUGUGCCUGUGCUAAUGAGCUUUACAAAAUUGCGCCCAAUUUUUAAGCAUAUUGGCUCAAAACAUUAACGACCCACCCAAAUUUUGUUUUUAAUUUGAUAAAAACCACCGAUGAUAUAGGCACCAUGGACAGCUGAUGUGUUCGCCCACCUGAAAAUUCUAUGCCUACUGCUGAUCAAUAAUAUAAUAUUGAUUGAUCGUUUUCCAAUGAUCCAUAGAUUUAUUGAUAAUCCACCAAAUGUAUAUUCAAGUUUAAUCAAGAGGAUGGAGAGAAGAUGUAAAUUAUGGUUGAUUUAUGAGGAAUCAAUUUAAAGGUGACCAAUAAUUUUGUAGUUUGUUUUGCUACUGUUAUUGGUGAACUUGUUUUAAGUAUAAAUUAUUACUUAUUGUAAAUAUUAUCAGAACGAAAUUAGUAUGUUAGCGAAUCGAUCAAGCCGCAAGUAAGAAACAAAAAAUUUAUUUAAUUAAUUGCGCUUAGACAUUUUUGUUUUACAACACGAUACAACGAGAAUUAUUAGUAACGUUAUAGCAGUAAUUUUAUUUGAUUAGUUUUAAUGAUUUUCAAUGCAGAUGAUUUUAUUUUAAAAGCUUUUAGUUGAAAUAUUAUUUGUUAUGUAGUUUGUAUUUUCAAUUUGCACCGUUUGAUUUUUGAAAUGAAAAGUUGUAAAGCUUCUUGGCGCCGAGUCUAAGUUAGAGUGUAGGAUCCGUCAGAUAAAUUGGGUAAAAAAAUUAGCUUUCAGAUAAGAGAACGUUAUUUGGUAUAAGGUCAUCAAGAGUUGGGCUCAAUUUCACAAAGAGCUAAGAUAAGCUAUGUAAUCGUAACUGAUAAGCAAAGGGUGUCACAAUGCAAAUCGCUGUGGCGAUAUUGACAACCGAUCUUAAGACAAAACAUGGUAUUUUUGUGAUCUGGAGCUAUCAAGGAGUUUAAAUGUGUCAGUGCCAAAAGUAUAGUUUUCGGUGUUAGAAUUUGACCGCGUUGUAAAAUAAGCAUAUUGGCUCAAAACAUUUAAAAUAAGCACCGGGGUCCUAUCAAGAAGCUGCUCAGCGUGUUGUUCCCUGCUUAGGGAAUUUGCAAAGUUAAGAACAAAAACUUACGAUGGGUUUUCAAAUUGAAAUUGGGAAUUUUUCGGCUGUGGAUAUGUUGUCAGCUUAGGGUGUUUUGUUGGUCAUAUGUUGUUAGUCGUUCAAAAGUUGGUUAUGAACUACAAUUUAAUGAAAUUGGGACAAAUGAACUUGUGGUUGCUAUUGGGGUGUGGCACAAGCAUUUGUUGCAAAUAGCUAAAAAAUGCUGCUACAGUGCUGCGCCUGCCAUAAUCAAAUGCAAAAAAAUAACAAUUUGUUAAAGUACAGUAUGAGAGUAUGGCCAGAUUUUACAGGGUACAGAUAGGAAAAGUGAUUGAAAAUAGACUUUGGCUUAAAGUCAGGUCAUGAUGAAUUACUAAGUCGAAGGAAGAAGAACAAGCUGAGCUUCAGAGACUUUCGUUCAAUGGAUCAAGUUCCCUGAUAACCAUGGAAAUGAGUCAUACAAAUAAGACGGUGUACGGUAUAAGUCGUCGUACCAAUCGGUAUGGACUUGCUUCAAGCUCGCAGUCAAAACAAAAAAAUGACAAUUAUUUGCGUUUUAUUUCCGAGUAUAUCAGGGAGGUCUGUUCAGAGCAAAAAUCGUACUGAGGUUGCAGAGUUGUUCUUUUGAUAAUUAAAUGUAUUCCUUUAAAAAAAAAUUGUAAAAAAAAAUUGAGUGUUUUCUAGAGUUCUUAAGGCCAAAGAAGGUAUACAGAUUUUUUCUCAGCAUUACUUACUACUAUAAAGGAAGAGAGUGGAGAAAAAAGAUAACCUGGUUUUUAUUCAGAGAGUUUUGUCUUUAGUGUGAUGUAAAAAGUAAUUUAAUUGUAAAUAUGCUGUGUGGCACAGUUGAGAUUUUUCUACCAUGUUAAUGUAAAAAUGACACGUAGUCGUAUUGUUACAUUUACGGCGGAUUCUCUGGUACUGUUAGGGGAAUAUCCUUUUUUAGGGGAGGGGGGGGGGCGGGUAG